AGACUACGGAUACGGUUUUAAUUUUUAGAAUAAAAUACUUCAUACCGUGGUAGGGACACAGUAAGUUAGUAGACCCCGAUCAGCUGAUUGAGAGUCGCUUCUAUAUUGUUCUGUGUUAUAGGCAUGAACAUUAGAGGGACAUUCUCUAAUGUUCAUGGUUAUAGGUAAACUCUACCAUAAUUAUUGGACAUAUGCACGCCUGUCAUCCAAAACUACAUCACUAUUUUCUUCGCGAUGUUGUUAGUGUUGUUACGGACAGCCCCGUUAGGUUGGGUUAGGUAGUUUAGGUUAGGUGUCACGCCGUUCGUAAAAUCAGAAUGCCGUAUUGCCGUGUAUAGUGUUCAACUGUUAGUGUUAUACACAGUUCCUGUCUCUAGUAGUAUAAAGUCUAUGCCCUAGAAUCAAGAACAGUACCGAAAUUUUUAACUGUCGUAUAUUGGUUAGAGAGAGCUUAAUGAGUUUAUUGUUAAUUAUCUAAGGCUCUUUAAGUUAGUUAUUGGCGCUCGGUAUAUGAUUUCUGUUCGAUUUCUAAUCUUAUAAACAUAUUUUUUGUCAUGGAACGCUAUAGUGUGAAUAAAAAUCCUGCAGAAAAAGUAAAUAAACAGUCGAAGAAAACCUGUGAUGCAUCUACUCAAACCGAGAACGACGAUGAUAUACCCACUCAGUGCGUCAUCGGGGACAAUGUCAAGAAGAAUCAAAAUGACGCAAAACAUACCAAACUUGGCAACAACAAUGACAGCAUUUUAUCAACCUCAAACACGGAUUUUAGUAUCGCCGGUACUACAACAGCUGUUCCUCGAUGUGGCGACGUUAUAAAUAAGGAAGCAUCGAUAUUCAUCAAGCAAAGGCUGCAAGAAUUAAGGAAUGAUUUAUCAGAGGACUUUCAAUCAUCGUUUGAAGAAAUGAUGCUAUCCAGGCGUUCUGCUAGACUUGCUAAACUUUCUUUAGAAGAUAAGUUGAAAAGUGUAGAAACAUUAGAAGAUGUACAACGCGUCUGGCAAAAAGAAUUCAAAAGGUUAAAUUACUUAGAUCUAUAUAUUGAUAGAAUAAAAAGUCAACUAGGAUAUGCCCUGAAUGAUCAGUCUUAACCUGCUGUUAAACGUGUUAGACAUGUUGGGAUAAAUUGUAAUAGAACUACAAUUCUGCCACACACCACCAAGUAAUCUACCCAAUAAGAAAACACAAUGAUUCUGCACAUCAUGUUUGUAUUAUAUAUUUUUAUUAUUGUGGUGUUGAGAAAUAAACUUAUAUUUUAAACCUA
Molecule: messenger RNA, 1261 nt
Organism: Aphis gossypii (cotton aphid)
Lineage: Eukaryota; Metazoa; Arthropoda; Insecta; Hemiptera; Aphididae
Exons: 2
Coding region: 555-1088 (177 amino acids)
Source: RefSeq, a predicted model, not a curated record